Messenger RNA from Ictidomys tridecemlineatus (thirteen-lined ground squirrel), 2408 nucleotides. It is a transcript of the gene Rinl, whose product is annotated as Ras and Rab interactor like. Gene Ontology annotation, biological process: vesicle-mediated transport. Lineage: Eukaryota; Metazoa; Chordata; Mammalia; Rodentia; Sciuridae. The record is from RefSeq and is a predicted model, not a curated record. Gene Ontology annotation, molecular function: small GTPase binding; guanyl-nucleotide exchange factor activity. Gene Ontology annotation, cellular component: cytosol; endocytic vesicle.
AGUGCCCCUGGGUUCAAUCCCUGGUACGAAAAAAGAGGGAAAAGGUUCAGAAAAAAAUAUUGUAGGGCCCCUCCGUAGUCUGAGAAGGGAGAAGAGGACACAUGGUCUUACAUUGGACAAAUGUCGCUGCAUUAGGGACAGAGACCUCUUUCAGACCCUGGGUUUUGGCAAGGUCCACAUUCAGUCAGUCCACAUUUGCACGGCUAUAGCAGUUGAGAAAAUCUUGGCAUAUUCCCUACCACCUGGCAAAUAGCUUCUGUUGUGGGUCUUCUCCCCACACCAAUGACACUAGCCUUUCUCCGGCAUCCCCAGAUUUCUCCACCAUCCAGCAAUUAAAGAAUUAAAACCUGGGGCACUGGAGUGAGUGGUCACUGGAGUCCUUUCUGAAUGGUCAGGGUCCCUGCUCUACUGGUGGGGAGCAGCCUUGAGCCCUAUCUCCCUCCCUGUCAGAGGCCAGGCCACGGCUCACUGGCUUCCCAUACCCUGAAGGUGGUCCAGCCAGACGUGGCCUCCACGGCUCCCACCAGCGGGAGAGGUGAGGGCUGCCAGGGCCAAGGUCUCCAUCUCUGGCCCCCAAACCUAUAAAUCCCUUCUAUCUUUAUCCCCAUGAGACCCUGAGCCCCGUCUCUGACCCUUUGUCCCUAGGCUGCCCCGGUCUGCACCUUUGACCCCAGCUCCAUGUCACACUGCCCACUUCUGAUCCCUGACCUCCUGGACUCCAUACGUCACGGGCUGGCCCUGCCACAGGCAAACGGAGCAGGCAAGACUCCUCUAGGGGUCCUCGGCACCCCACUUCUUCACCUGCAGAGGACGCGUGGUGUGUGGCAGGUCCCAGAGUUAGAGGCCAAUGAUGCGAAGGCCCUGGUGGAGCUGUGGCCACUAGGGAGUUUCCUGGUCACGGGACAUGACCCCAGCCAAGUCCUGGUGUUGAAGACAGGACCUUCACCAGGAGAAGUCAACACCUACAGGAUCCAGAAAUUGCCUGGAGGUGUGUCCCUGGAGACCUCCAACCUCUGCAUGCCAGAUCUGCCCCAUCUCCUGGCCUUCUUAUCAGCUAGCAGGGAUGUUUUGCCUAAAACACUGCUCCUGCCCUCUUCUACUCUGGUGCCCGGAGAGAAAUACAAAGAUUCUGUGCAGGUUGGCAGGGUACAAGGUGACCCUUCAGGGGGGGCGCUGUCUGUGGUGAACCAGCUCUACCUGGAGACGCACGGAAGCUGGGGAACAGAGCAGAACUCCCAAACGACGGAGCCAGAGACUGCCCAGAGGCAUGAUCCAGCCGCCAGGAACCCCGUCCAGCACCGGGUCUCCUGGGUGGAAGGGCCGCUCAGCCCAGAGGUGCGCCCUCCUGGGCCGGCUCUGGCCAGUCUGGUGGAGGAGAAAGAGGAGGAGGACGAAGACAACGACCCCUACAAGGAUGACGUGGAGGCCCCGGAGGAUGUGCUCACUGUCCACGUCCGAGCUCUGGCCAGGGCGCGGAGCAGCUACGUGGCCAGGCAGUACCGGGGCUUCCGGGCCCGCCUCACCUCGGAUUCCGUGGGUUCCCACAGGCCAGGAGACCCGGCCACCGAGCUGCUGCAGGAUGUGCGGCACCUCCUUACUGACCUCCAGGAUUACUUGUCAAAAGACCCCGAAGUCAGAGCUGUCUUUGGGAACAGGGGCCUGGGGGGCCCCCAGAAGGACGAGGAUCUCGGUCCCGCUGUGGAGACGGCCGUUUGCCGGGCGGUGCUGGAGCCCCUGAAGCCCGCACUGUGGACGCGACUCCGCACGCUCCGCGCCCAGGAACUGAGGCGACUGAGGCGGCGGCAAAUAGCCCUGCGGGUGGGGGCGGGGCCUCCAGGUGCUCAGGGGGCGGGACUUGAGGGUCCAAGCCCCGCCCCCGCCCUGCGGAGCCGCAUCCACGCGCGCCUAGAGCACCUGCACGCCGCGUGCGCGCCGCGCCGCAAGGUGGCGCUCCUGCUGGAGGUGUGCAGCGACGUGUACUCGGGCCUGGCGGGCGGCGACAACCAAGAACCCCUGGGGGCCGACGCCUUCCUGCCGGCCUUGACCGAGGAGCUGAUCUGGAGUCCGCACAUUGGGGAGACACAGCUGGACGUGGAGUUUCUAAUGGAGCUCUUGGAUCCCGACGAGCUACGGGGAGAGGCCGGGUACUACCUGACCACGUGGUUUGGGGCGCUGCACCACAUCGCCCACUACCAGCCUGACGCGGGCCGCGCACCCCAGGGGCUCAGCUCCGAGGCCCGUGACUCCCUUCGCCAGUGGCACCGCAGGCGCACGCUGCACGGACAGAACCCACUUGGAGCCCAGGCCAACCUGCCAUUUGAGGAGCCAUGGGCAGUCGCCACUGUGCCAGGGGCCACUGAUGAUUAGCCGUCUCAGACCCUCUUUGCUCCUCAAGCAAGAUACAAAGG